This is a messenger RNA of Colletotrichum karsti, 459 nucleotides long. RefSeq names its product cytochrome c oxidase assembly protein. Gene Ontology annotation, cellular component: mitochondrion. Bases 1 to 459 code for a protein of 152 amino acids. Gene Ontology annotation, biological process: mitochondrial respiratory chain complex IV assembly. The record is from RefSeq and is a predicted model, not a curated record. NCBI's taxonomy places the organism in Eukaryota, Fungi, Ascomycota, Sordariomycetes, Glomerellales, Glomerellaceae. The transcript has a single exon.
AUGCCUAGCUCUUGCAAAGAACUGCGUAAGCCUCACAACAGAUCUCGCUUGGAAGAACAAGAAACUAACUCCGUCGCAGGCGAGGCACUCGCGCAAUGCCUCCAAGAAUCCGACUGCGUCAUGGUACAUCGCAACUCCGCCUCCGACUGCCUCCGCGAACCCCUCGUCAACACCCUCCCCACCAAGUGCCAGCAACUCAAGAAGGGCUUCGGCGAAUGCAAGCGCGGCAUGGUCGACAUGCGCAAGCGCUUCCGCGGCAACAUGCCCGUCAACUACAAGACGAUGAACGACGCCGAGGCCGGCAAGGGCUACCAGCUGUAUGCCGGACGCCCCGCGUUUGCCGGCGGAAGGGGCGAGACGGACGGUAACGAGAAGGCGCCGAGGGACUGGAGGGAGGUCGAGAACGAGAAAUACCGCGCCGAGCAGGCCGCGGCGGCGGCAGCGGCGGAGAAGAAGUGA